AGUCAUUUCAUGUUUGUCUGUUUGGGUGAUGCUGGACUUACUGGUGGGUCGUGUUGUUAAAACUUAAAUGAUGUCAUAGAAUUUUUGUCAUACAAAAAUGGGAACCACCAAAUUAUUUUUGUAUUACAUCUUCACUGCUUCAUUAUUUUUGGGAGUAUCUACCACGCACGUAUGUGAAAUUGAAAAUUAUGUGUCCAAUUGCGUGUACACAGUGGCCUGUGAGAUAUACGCUGGCAGCGCUUCUGCUGCCAACUGCAAUUCUGAGCCUUAUGUCACUUUUGUUUUACAAAAAUCUACCGCAAAUAUUCUCACUGCAGGCUUCUUUGGAGCCACCAACUUUGACUCAAGGGUGAGGGUUAUUAAUGCUAGCAAUAACAACUGGAACAUUAUUGCAGAAUCAACUUUCAGGUAUUACUCCAAAGUUGAACAUAUAACUAUUUCUAAUAACAAAAUAAAAGAAAUACAGAACAUGGCAUUUAGGCCUUUGAUAUAUCUCAAAACAUUAAACUUAUCAAGAAACGAAAUAAGCACUCUUGGAUUAAACUCUCUAUAUACACAUGAUGAUAAAGAAUCCGAUGUUGUUUCUUUGGAUCUUUCGUUUAAUAACUUGGAAGUUCUACAAAGUGGCUUAUUCCAGCGAAUGAACAAGCUAAUGAGACUAUAUUUACAAUAUAACAAGAUAAAUGAUUUACCCGAUGAUGUGUUUAUGAAUUUGAGAAACUUGACCAGCUUGGAACUACAACAUAACUAUUUGAAGUCGUUUAAUAUGACACUAAUUAAUUUGAAAUCCUUACAAAUUCUAGAUGUGUCAGACAACAACCUUGUACGGCUAUCUGGUUAUGAGUUGAAUCGAUUAACGGCACUAGUUUCAGCAAACUUUUCUAACAAUGCCAUCGAAACUUUAGAGUCAAAUUGUUUUAAUCAAGCUUUUAACUUACAACUUUUAGACCUUAGUAAUAACAAAAUAAAGUCUACUUUAGAGAGCGUGAUGCUAAUCAAUAACGUUAAACUAUUUUAUUUGGAUCUAAAAAAUAAUUCACUAACAACAAUAGAAGAUAAUGUCUUUAAACAUAACAAUCUCACCUAUUUGAGUUUACAGAAUAACAACAUAACGGGACCAAUUACAGAAUCUACAUUUACUGGUUUACAAAAAAUAGAUGUAUUGAAUUUGUAUGACCAAAGCAUAACAUCGCUAGGACACGCUGCUUUUUCAGACCUGACAAGUCUAGAGGUACUUAAUUUAGGUAAAAAUAAAAUAUCUGCUAUUAAUACUUCAUGUUUUGGUUUAAUGACAAAUUUACAAGUUUUAGAUUUAUCAAAUAAUGCUAUAUCAGAUCUGUUAUUUACAGAAAAUUCUUUGAUAAAUUUAACAGAAUUUAAAUUAAAUAACAACAAUUUAUCUAAAAUAAGUUCAGGCCAAUUUGUUAAUCAAACGCAGUUAAAAAGGUUAGAUUUAUCCAUGAAUAAAAUUAAAAUUAUUGAACGUUUUGCCUUACCACUAAGCAAUCUACAAUAUUUGAAUGUAACUGGAAAUUCUUUGACAGGCACUAUAGAACCAGAUACUUUCAGUCCAGCUAAAUAUUUAAGUUCUUUGGACUUAAGCAAUUUCAACUUUAGUAAAGUGAAAAAUAUGUCAUUUGUUAAUUUGCCUGCAUUAGCGCGAAUGAAUCUGUCAAAUAAUGUCAUAGAUGAAAUAGGGUGUAACAACUUUAUCGAUCUAAAAAAUAUGUACUCCUUAGAUCUAUCUCAUAACCAUCUAAAAGUUUUGGGACUCAGAAAUGGAUCAAAUAAUUUGAAAUCUCUUUAUCUGAACAAUAAUAAUUUAAAAAGCCUUCCUAGCAUGAAUAUAUCUGGUGUGUUGUAUUUAGAUUUAUCUCAUAACAAUAUUACAAAUGUCUCUGAUACAUUUUUUGAACAAUUACAGAACAUCAAAGCAUUACAUAUGUCCUAUAAUAGAAUAAAACAUUUCAACAAUAAAUAUACAAAUUUCCUUACUAAGCUAACAGACUUGAGUUUAUCUCAUAACGAUAUUGAUAAGAUUGAUUUAAGUUUAUUCGGAGAAUUGAUAAGCUUGGAUAUAAGUAGUAAUCGGUUGAAUUGUAUAGAUAAGGAUUUUCUAAAGAAUGUGGAUAACUUGCAAGCUUUGGAUUUGAGCAAUAACAAUAUUACAGCAUUACCUCCGGGUACAUUUCAGAAUAUAAAAAUUUUAAAAAUGCUUAAUAUGUCAUCAAAUCAUCUAUCCAACUUAAGGUAUGGCAGCGUUAGAGGCUUACACAGAACUGAAGUAUUAGAUAUUUCCAAAAAUGAUAUUACAGAGUUUGAUGUUGAUGUCUUUCAUGAAUGUAUAGAACUGAAGAAACUGAUUAUAGAUUACAAUAAAAUUAAAGCAAUAGAUUUUGAUAGGUUAUUGGUUGUAGCACCAAAAUUAAGUUCUGUAAGUUUAGGAGGAAAUCCUCUAUCCUGUAAAGAGAUUGUCAGAAAUAUGAGAUCUGUUAAUCACACUUUCUUUCGUCCAAUGGAAGUGACAUCAGUUGACAAGAUAUAUCACGAAGAUAAUGUACAUGGAAUUAGAUGUGGAGAUAUCAAUGCAAAUACUACCAAACCAGAGAAGAAAGAAACAGAAUCAUCACAGCAAUCAUCAUCAGCAAUGUAUUUUGUGUAUGCUUUGGUGCCAGUAUUAUUUGUUGUAUUAGUCAUUAUAGGUAUUGCCUACUUUAAGCAUUACAGAAGAAAUAGUAAUGACAAUUUUAGUGAAUUGCGGCUACGAAGAUCUCUAGAAAUCAGCAGUUCUAGCAUUCAGACUGAUUUCUUAAAUUAGUUAUUUAAGUUUUGUAUUUUGUUAUAUCAAUAAAUAUUUUAACAUAA
Molecule: messenger RNA, 2865 nt
Organism: Bicyclus anynana (squinting bush brown)
Lineage: Eukaryota; Metazoa; Arthropoda; Insecta; Lepidoptera; Nymphalidae
Product: toll-like receptor 3
Exons: 3
Coding region: 98-2818 (906 amino acids)
Molecular function (GO): protein binding
Source: RefSeq, a predicted model, not a curated record